Messenger RNA from Chinchilla lanigera (long-tailed chinchilla), 770 nucleotides. RefSeq lists its product as uncharacterized. The coding region runs from base 153 to 770 and encodes 205 amino acids. The record is from RefSeq and is a predicted model, not a curated record. NCBI's taxonomy places the organism in Eukaryota, Metazoa, Chordata, Mammalia, Rodentia, Chinchillidae. The transcript is spliced from 5 exons.
CCAGAAACAAUAGCAGCAACAACAACAACAAAAACAGUGGCAAAUUAUUUAGGUCAGCAUCUGAAGUUCCUCUAGAGCUCCUGCAUCAGAAAUGCCUGAGAAGAGAGAGAGGCAAGACUUUUUCUUUUUAUAAAUGUGCUACAGUGAUUUUGAUGUCCAGGGUUCUACAUUCAGAUCAUGGUGAAGCAAAGUCCAAGCUUUGUAUCAUUUCAUCUGCAAGUAUUUCAGAGCUGUUGUGUACUUUCACCACUCAGUAUUUGGCAGGAAUCGAAGUCCGUUGUCUAGAGCAGACUCUUCAGAGCAGCGCUAACAGGAAUUUCCAUGGUGAUGGAAAUGUUCUGUAUCUCUAUAUCUACUAUGGGAGCCAGCGGCUACAGGUGGCUGCCAGGCAUCUGAAAUGUGGCCAGCGUGACCAAGAAACUGACUUCUUAAUAAAAAAAUAUUUAUACAUAAGUAGUUAUAUUCAAAAUAUGCCUGGAGACAGCCCUAGGGGUAAUGGUAAUAAAAAGAGGAAGCACCUAAUCUCUAGCACAGGAAGUCAAGUUGCUGGAGAAACUCACCAGCAGCACCAGAGUGCAGCAUCUUACGGAAGAGCAUGUGAUCAUGAUAAUAAUGAUGAUGAAGAUGACAUUGCUGAGACUCCAGAAAAGAAGCACCAUAGAGACAUGACAAAGAAGUGUGGUGGGCUUAGUGAAGGACUAGAUCGGCAUGCAUUCACAAUAGAACAAGCUAUCCUGUCAGUUCAUGAGAUCAAAGAGGGAUUUGUGUAA